This is a messenger RNA of Pseudonaja textilis, 1878 nucleotides long. The record is from RefSeq and is a predicted model, not a curated record. Lineage: Eukaryota; Metazoa; Chordata; Lepidosauria; Squamata; Elapidae.
GCGGCGGCGGCGUGCGGGGCUUCACCGUGCACCGAUCUGCCCCUUUCCGGGCCAGGGGCGGGGAGGGCGGGGGGGGGGGUGUUGGCUCGGCGCCCCGCCAGCCAGCCAGCCAGCCAGCCGGCCGGCCCCUCAAGCAUGGAAGCCCCCAAGCCGCGGCUUUUCAAACGCGCCGCUUCCCCGGGCGGCCGGCUUUGCUCUCCGCCGCCGGGCUUGACGUCAGCGGCGGCGGCGGUGGUGGCGGCCCCCAGCUGCCCUGACAGCGUCGGCGGCAGCCCCCCGACCACCGUCGUCGUCGCCGCCCCCGCCCCCGGUUUGUGCUGCGGGGUAGCGGCCGCUUGCAAGCCGCUCGCCUCCUCCGCUUCGCCCGCCCCGCCCGGCAACGCCGUUUACACGGUGCUGGUGGAAGAAGAACCAGCAGCAGCAGCAGAAGAUCCGGCGUCGCUCCGGAGGAGGAGAGCCCGGCGUAGGAGCUCCGAGGACGGCGGCGGCGGCCGGAGUCGUCCCGCCGGGGGCAGCGGCUGCGCCCGAAGCAAAGUCCAGCUUUUGCAAAAGAGUUCCAGUCAUUGUAAUGGCAAAGCGUUUCCAGCGGAGUUGGAGCCUGCCAAUGGCCACCUGAGGCUCACGCCGAAUCCUGUGGUGCUAAAACAGCCGGUGGUGGAAGAAGUGACGGCUCUGCGACUCCUGGAUGAGACUCCCUUGCACCAUUCGGCCUACAUCCCGGUGCCCCGGCAGAGAAAGCCAACGGAGAAGGCUGGAAUUGACGAAGUCACGGCGGCCGCAGUGCUUACCAGCCUGUCUACGAGUCCGGUGGUGCUGGGCCAUCACCCCAAUGGUUUCAGCGCAGAAAUGAACUGUGACGUGUGGAAAGCAGCCCCCGUGAGGUCUUCCAGCUGCUCCAGCAGCAACCACAGUGGCGAUGGGAGCUGGGAUCCCCCGAGUGACUUUUCCACCCCCUCCACUCCUUCACCGCCCCUGACCGCCGACAUCACGACCAGCAUCCUGUCCUCCCUGCAGUCCGACCUGGAGGAAACAGAAGCCACCCAGUUUCUCUUUGGGGAGCCCGUACCCAGGAAGAGGAAGAACUCCACGAAGGUGAUGUUCAAGUGUUUGUGGAAGAGCUGUGGGAAGGUUCUCAGCAGUUCCUCGGGGAUGCAGAGGCACAUCCGAGCCAUUCACCUGGGGAGGAAGGCUGACCUGGAUCAGAGUGAUGGAGAGGAAGAUUUUUACUACACCGAGCUGGAUGUCAACGUGGAUUCCUUGACCGACGGUCUCUCCAGCCUGACUCCCGUCUCCCCAACCUCCCCGGUUCCCCCUCCCUUUCCAGUCCUGGAGGAGGUCCAGAAAAUCCUGCCUAUUCCACUCAACCCCAAGGUUUCCGUGGUGUCUCACCUGAGCCAGUCGGCACCCCUAAACCUCCUCAGCCAGUCGGCACCCACAGGUCUGGCGCACAUCCAAACCGAUCAUGCCUAUCAGGCGAUGGGUCCUACCGGGGUGCUGGCGGAUCUGAAGGCUCCCCCAGCUGGGAUGGAAAUCAGCAUAUCGUGGCAGCAGCCAGCCCUUUUCCCGCCAUCUCUGUCCCCCGUCCUCUUCAAAAGCCCCUCAAGCUGCCUGACUCCAAUCCGACCUGCCGAUUCAGAAGAGAAACGCCUGCAAGGCCCCCCUGUGUCAGUUGCCAAAGGACAGCCAUUAUUGCCCUCUUCUGUGCCAAAGCCUGCAACGGGCACCAGGUGGGUGGCUUUCCGUCACAUCUUCUCUUCCCCCACCCUCUGCUCCCCAGUCUGGCACCUCCAACCCAGUCUCUGGGUGACCCUAGUGCCCCCUGGCAGAGGGAAGCCUCUGCAGCCUCGGGAGGCUGAAAAACAGGACUUCUGGAAAUAG